AUGAAGAUUUGGGUGUUAAACUUUGAUAUUUCGGCGGCGGGGAUACCACUUGACGCUGUGCCUGCUGUGGGAGAAUUUUUGGAUCAAUUUAUACGUAAAACUCUCAUUGGCAUGCUGCAACACCCCAAGCGAAUCUCUAUCCCAAUGGUGCAAGGGUACACGUUGGAAAUGAGCCGAGCGGAUGCUGCCCUUGGUGCUCUGCGUGUCCGGUUACUGCGGAUAGAGGGCUGGCAUCAGCGCCAUGUGUCCAACAGAGGAAAAACACCCUUUUACGUGAAAGUGGUAAUGCUUUCCGAUGAAAAUAAUAAGCGUAGAAAGAGUUCAACGUAUAAGGGGUUACAAAGCGAGUUGCAAGAUACAUUUAGUUUUGUUUUGUACAACAACACGGGGACCUUGCGCUUCUGGCUCUAUUUUGAUGUCCCUGGGACAGAUCCCUGCGUCGGGCAGUGUGACGUCCCUGUGCGAGUGUUGAUGGACAACCCGCGCUCCGAGCACGCGUGUCUUUUAGUUGAAUCGCUUUCCUCGAAUGUCGAGCCCCGUGCGACUCUGAUUAUUUCGGCCGAGUUUCUCCCCUACGUUGGAAGAAGCAGGACGGACUCCACCACAGCCCCUUCCCACGCUCCGUCACGCAGAGUGUCGGAGGCUUUUGUUAAGCAACAAGAAGCGUCGGAGCGGUCCUUUGGUCCCCCAACAGCGCGAUCCGUGAAGAAUGAAAGUCUCUGCUCGAAUGGGCGGGGCGGCGGCACCCUCUUUAUCACCGUGGAACGCUGUACCGGACUUAAAAACAUGGAAUACCUUGGCGUGUCAGAUCCAUAUGUUCAGCUACGACUGCGGAGGCAGACGCGGGUCUCGCCCUACCAAAGCUCCACCCUCAAUCCCACGUUCAACUUUGAGGCGGAGCUGGAGGUGUACGACACCCAAACCGACGUGCUGCACUUAGCCAUUUUGGACAAGAAUGACCUCUCCACGGACCGUGUGAUGGGCACUCUCAACAUUACUUUGUCUACCAUCUCAGGUAGUGUGAGUGACCGGCUUUCUAGAGCAUGGAACCUUGAGCCGCAGGGCCAAGUGUUUCUGGUGAUGCGCUUUCUGCGCCACUGA
Trypanosoma conorhini is the source of this 1101-nucleotide messenger RNA. RefSeq names its product calcium-dependent lipid binding protein. The record is from RefSeq and is a predicted model, not a curated record. Bases 1 to 1101 code for a protein of 366 amino acids. Gene Ontology annotation, molecular function: lipid binding. Gene Ontology annotation, cellular component: endoplasmic reticulum. Lineage: Eukaryota; Euglenozoa; Kinetoplastea; Trypanosomatida; Trypanosomatidae. The transcript has a single exon.